GUCAGGUCGGGGAGCCGGUCGGGUUCCCGCUCGCUGCUGCCGCUGCCGCCGCCCCCCGCAACGACUCUCCCGCCUCGCCGGCCGUGGGAGCCGCAUCGCCGACGCUGCUCGGCCGUGGAGCCGCCAGCCCGGGAGUACAGAGCCCGCGGCGCGACACGCCGAGCCCCCCAUAUUCUCUAGCUGGGGCGAACCCUCCGGGGUCCGCCCUCGCCCUGCGCGGCCGCCGGAGCCCCCGGCCCCGAGCGGCGCCACGUUCCGGUGUCCGCACUCCGGCCCCUUCUACUCCCGCAGCCGCCGCCCCCCGCCCUGAACAUGGACUCCGACUCCUGCGCCGCCGCCUUCCACCCUGAGGAGUACUCCCCCAGCUACAAGAGGCGCAGGACCGUGGAGGAUUUCAACAAAUUCUGCACCUUUGUCCUGGCUUACGCCGGCUACAUCCCUUAUCCAAAAGAGGAGCUGCCUUUGCGGAGCAGCCCCAGCCCUGCCAACAGUACCGCUGGCACCAUUGACAGCGAUGGCUGGGACGCAUCAUUCCCCGACAUUGCGUCCUCCAUGCCCCUGCCUGUCUCUGACCGCUGCUUUAGCCACCUGCAGCCCACCCUCUUACAGCGGGCCAAGCCCAGUAACUUCCUCCUGGAUAGAAAGAAAACUGACAAGCUGAAGAAGAAGAAGAAGAGGAAGCGGAGGGAUAGUGAUGUGCCUGUCAAAGAGGGAUACAUGGGGAGCUUGCUGAAGCUGGAAGCUGCCGACCCAUACGUAGAGACCCCCACGAGCCCCACCCUUCAGGAUAUCCCCCAGGCCCCCAGCGACCCUAGCUCGGGCUGGGACUCCGACACACCCUCGAGUGGCUCUUGUGCUACAGUGUCACCCGAUCAGGUCAAAGAAAUAAAGACUGAAGGCAAACGGACUAUCAUCCGGCAGGGAAAGCAGGUGGUGUUCCGGGACGAGGACAGCACUGGCAAUGAUGAGGACAUCAUGGUGGAUUCGGAUGAUGAUUCCUGGGACCUCGUCACUUGCUUCUGCAUGAAGCCAUUUGCCGGCCGCCCCAUGAUCGAGUGUAACGAGUGCCACACCUGGAUCCACUUGUCCUGUGCGAAAAUCCGGAAAUCCAACGUUCCGGAAGUGUUUGUCUGCCAAAAGUGCCGGGACUCCAAGUUUGACAUCCGCCGUUCCAACCGUUCCCGAAUGGGCUCCCGGAAGCUGUUUCUGGACUGACUGCUGGCGCGUGAGGAGACUGGGCGAGGAAUUGGAAGGGACUGUGGGCUUUCUGGCCCCUUUCUUAGUUGAGCACAGAACUUUCAGCUCUGGUGCAGGCAGACCUCUGCCAUCCAGGUGCCUAAGCAAAGGUCAGGUUGUUCAAGGUCUAAAUUGUACAUAGCCAGUGACCGAAUAAAAUCUUCGUUGGCCAAAGCUGCUGCUAGAGCUGUGUUCUCUGCAGUGGAGGUAGACUGAACACCCAGGCUCAGUGGGGUUUGGGUCAGCGGAAAAUGAGGGUACAUGGUGUUGUGAACUUUUGAUAUCAUUGUUAACAAAUUCCUGCCGAUUGGAACAAGUGCUAGCUGUUAUUUCCUGCUUCUGCUUUGUUGGGGAGAAGAGGUCUUCAGUUUCCCCGGCCUGUUAUGUGAACAGCCAUAUGUGUAAGCUUUUUCUUGAGUGUGAGUCUUUUACCAUAAGUGUCUGUACAGCAACCAUAAAAGACCCUUUCCCUGGUGGUCCACCCUCUCUCCCUGCCUCAACCACCACAGGGUUUGCUAGCCCAAGUCCUCUGGUCUUGCUGUGAGGACCCCUGGGGUGGCGGGCUAACUAAUGAUUCCUGGGUUUUUUCCUGUUUGUUAAAAGGGACAGUAUGUGGCCACUUUUCUGUGGAAAGGGGGUUGGUUGGGGGGUUGAGGUGGCCUGUGUUCAUAACGCAGUUUCCUAUUUUGCACGAUGUAAAAAACCUGUCCUUAUUGCACGAUACAGCCAAUAGUGUUGGCCGAGUUCUUGCUAGGUGCCCUUUUUCUCCGGUUCGUGUUUGAGGUACUGGCGGGGCCCAGGCAAGCUGUUUUCAAGCGUGAGAGCAGUUAAGUUCUCUCCUCAUCAUCUCUUCCCCUCACCUUAUUCCAAUGGCAGCAUGAAGGCAAGGCAAUCACUGGGACAUUCGUGUGUUCCUCUAAGUAAUGGGGUAAAGAAAGACGGAGGAGAGACCUCUCCUGUGGGUAGUUUUUAGGAUGCCCUUCAUCCAGGCUGGGCCUGCUGGUUCCAUGGGGCAAGGUUAGGACUUGGAUCCUGUUUUUGGUUUGAAUUGGUGAGUGAUAUGAUGCCAUUGGCCCUCCCUCAGGAAUCUUCCACUGAACUGCACAGAGUUCCUUAGGUCAAACCAGGAUCCUGGAUUAGGGAGGCCCCUGUGUGAGUCAGCUGUGGGGAAGCCAGGGAGCUUGUUCCUGGAGCCCUGCGGAGGAGGGUAGUGCACCUGAACCCUGGGGGUUCUGGGCUCAGAGUGAGAAGGGGUUCCAGCUUUUUCCGUCAUUGACCUUGUUCUCAGCAGUUCAAAUACUUGUUCUCAAAAUGUUUUUUGUAAAUUGGUGGGUGUGUUCUCAUAGUAUUGUUUCCUGUUAGGCACAAAAAGGAAGAAAGUCCACGUUGGUCAUAUUUAUUUGCAGCCAGGAUGGGCCUCCAGUCUCCCUGGUGGCUGCUUCCCGUCCUUGCGGCAGGUGCCCCAGGCAGGUCUACCAGGAGACCCCUCCAUGUUCUCUCAAAGAAGCACCCAGGUGGUUGAACCCUAAUGUGACUCAUUAGAGCCCAGUUUUUGUCCUAGUCUCUUUCACGCUCGUCCAAGCCGUCGUCUUUUUAAAAAUUCUGUUGCUUAUACACAAAAGUAGAAAUAGUUUCUGAAACCCAGUUUAUUGCGACAGUCCCCAAGGGAGAAGUUCUGCUGUGGGGGAAAACAGUCAAAACUGGUUUCGAGACAAACUUCACCUCAGACAGCUGUGUGACUGACUAGGGCUGUGUGACUGACUAGGGCAGACGGCCAGGACAUGGUGGAGAGGAAUUUGCCAAAGAUCUGCCCAAUGACAUGGUCCGUCCAUCGUCUUCACCAUGAGAAUAACCAAAGUUCCAAAAUGUUUUUCUUUUUUUUACUCCACAGUUUUAAAAGUGCAUUUAAGAAUUUGCAUGAUUUCAGGAUGAAGUGUCACCACUGAAAGUUGUUAAAUGCACAAGAAGGAAGGUUCAGUGCCUGGAGAUGCCUCUCUGAAAGGCAUUUCGCAGAGGCUCUGUGUGUCUCAAUUUUUGUUUCCUUGAUUUCCUUUUGUUUUUUUAACAGAUCUGUCCCUGCGGGUGGUGUCUAAGAAGUCAGACACCUCGGUUUUUGUGUUAGAUUAAGCUGGGCAGCUGCAAUCAGCUUCUUUAUGCAAAUUUGGAACGGCCCAUCUAGGGCUCCUGGUUGGUGGGGAAUGAUGUGAAGGGAGGGAGAGGUGGGCCCUAAAAGUAGGCCCCUCCUAUUGGCCUUGGCCGGGCAACACACUUAACAUCGUUUACAUGGUUCUGUGUAAUUAUAAAGUUUAUGUGUAUAAA
This is a messenger RNA of Trichechus manatus latirostris (Florida manatee), 3555 nucleotides long. RefSeq names its product PHD finger protein 13 (gene PHF13). The transcript is spliced from 4 exons. Gene Ontology annotation, biological process: mitotic chromosome condensation. Gene Ontology annotation, molecular function: chromatin binding. Lineage: Eukaryota; Metazoa; Chordata; Mammalia; Sirenia; Trichechidae. The coding region runs from base 313 to 1215 and encodes 300 amino acids. The record is from RefSeq and is a predicted model, not a curated record. Gene Ontology annotation, cellular component: nucleus.